Molecule: messenger RNA, 598 nt
Organism: Paramecium tetraurelia
Lineage: Eukaryota; Ciliophora; Oligohymenophorea; Peniculida; Parameciidae
Exons: 2
Biological process (GO): protein transport
Molecular function (GO): GTPase activity; GTP binding
Source: RefSeq, a predicted model, not a curated record
AUGUUGCAGAAAUUUGCAAAUUGGUUUAGAGAGUUAUUUUUUGGAAAAGAGCUUGAAAUCGCUUUGGUUGGGUUAUAAAAUGCUGGGAAAACAACCCUCGUUAAUACUAUGGCUACUGGAAAAUUCGAGGAGGAUACCAUUCCAACAAUAGGAUUUAAUUUUAGAUCAGUGAAGAAAGGAAAAGUGCAGAUGAAGAUGUGGGAUGUUGGAGGAUAAGCAAGGUUUCGAGAACAAUGGGAAAAAUACUGCAGAUCAGCUGAUGUAAUUAUUUUUGUUGUGGACGCACAAGAUUAAGGAAACUUAGAUAUAGCUAGGUAGUAACUUAAUUAGCUAAUCUCUUGGCCUAGUUUAGAGGGGAUCCCUUUAUUAGUCUUAGGAAAUAAAUACGAUCUCUAAGGAUGUAUUACGGAAUAAGAACUUAUUACACAAAUGAACUUAAAUUCAAUAAAAGAUCGAGUAGUUGCGUGUUUCAGUAUUUCGGCCAAAAAAAAUUCAAACAUUGAUGAAAUGCUAAAAUGGCUUUCCAAACUCUAAAGAAAAAAUAAAUGAUAAUAUAGGUGUUAAAUUAAAUUCAAUAUUUUUGAUAAAUCUGAAUUAA